AUGAUCAAUGAAGAGGGAUCUAUACAAGAUAAAUUACAAAGAUUUUUAAUGAUGUAUAGAAAAACACCUAACAGUACUACAGGAUUAAGCCCAGGUGAAAUGAUGUUUAAAAGAAUAUACAGAACUAGAAUUGACUUAGUAAAAAGACCACAGGAAUUAAGAAACAACAGUAAUGAAGAGAUAAUAGUAACCAAGGAAUUUCAAAGAGGAGAGAAAGUUCAAAUUCGAAUGUAUGACAGUAACAAAUGGAAAUUUGGUAACAUAGUAAAUAGAAAAGGAAAAUUACAUUAUGAAGUGGAAGUAGAUGGAAGAAUACACCAAAGACAUGUAGAUCAAAUCAUAAAGAUAUCAUGCUUAGAUAAUAACUUUAGAAUACCAGAUACUUACCUGAUUAAACCAAGAGAAUCAGUAGCAAAUUAUACACCAAAAUUACCUGAAAAAGACCUAUUACCUGGAAAGAACAUACUACCUGGAAAAGACUUACUCCCUGGAAAAGACUUACUCCCUGGAAAAGACUUACUCCCUAAAAAAGACUUACUACCUGAAAAAGACCUUACAACUACACAUGCUAACGCUACAAGAAGGGAAUCCAUACCUCACACUGAAACCUCGGAAGUGGACAAGCCAGAGACACCUCAAGCAACGCCAGAUAUACCUCCUACUACACAGGCUGAAAUUGAACCCCGUCGUAGUACCCGGAUUCGACGACCACCAAACCGGUUGAACUUUUAA
This is a messenger RNA of Melitaea cinxia (Glanville fritillary), 732 nucleotides long. RefSeq lists its product as uncharacterized. Bases 1 to 732 code for a protein of 243 amino acids. The transcript has a single exon. Lineage: Eukaryota; Metazoa; Arthropoda; Insecta; Lepidoptera; Nymphalidae. The record is from RefSeq and is a predicted model, not a curated record.